Molecule: messenger RNA, 1768 nt
Organism: Scophthalmus maximus (turbot)
Lineage: Eukaryota; Metazoa; Chordata; Actinopteri; Pleuronectiformes; Scophthalmidae
Exons: 14
Coding region: 319-1410 (363 amino acids)
Molecular function (GO): zinc ion binding
Source: RefSeq, a predicted model, not a curated record
AUUUCAACUUUAUUCUCGAAAUGUAAGAUUUAAAAAAAAUCCUCCUCCCCACAUUUUUUUUUUCGUUUGCCGUUUAGUGUUAUGACAAUGUCAACAAGGCCACGUCCAGUGACUCAGGGCUGCACUAUGUGACGGGUACAACCCAUAGACUGUAUAGAAACAGGUACAACCGGAACAACUCAGUGCAGAUGAUUCACUGUCACUUCAUUCUUUUGUCUCACUACGGAUGCAACAAAAUGGAGGUGUCCCCGUUCUGCUUCGAAAGUGAAAGACGAGUUGACAAGUGGAAUCUAUACAGCACAUCGACGGCUUGGCACGAUGUAUUUUCAACCAGAGCACGUUGGAGAGGAAGAGGAGAUCAUGGAUUUGCAGGAAACUCCAGUCAGCGGGAAACAUUAUGAGUGGCAGCUGUCCGAUGGACGCCAGUGGCUGACAAUUGAUAAUGACCAUGUGAUCGAGACCCACUAUUGCCAACCUGGAGCCAAAGGAAUCACCAUCGACACUGACAUCCAAGGGCAGGUGUUCAUUGACUUUGACAAGCUGCAGACUCGGACCUCUACUCUCAGUGUUCAGAGACUGAGCGUCGUUCCUCAGGGUCAGACCGAGGACGUGGGUUGGUACUUCAGAGAUGACCAGCUGUGGCGUGAAUAUGGAUCCCAGGGCUCCAGCAUGUUGGCCUCAUCGGUCAGCAGCGGAGACGUUGAGCGUCAGUUUGCUCUCAACCCUCAGGGAACCUUCAGAUUCACGGUCGGCUCUACAGGCUACAGACUUGACUUCUCCGCCAUGACCCAAACAAACUGCAUCACAGGCCUGUGCAGGAAUAUACGCCGGCGACCAAAAUUCACUCCCAACUCUGGGAGCCUUAACACCACCUCAGUCCUGCCCACGGCUUCCUCCUCCCAGCUCGCUGGAGGAGGCUACAGGUGGGAAUUCAUGGGAGACGAGGGGGAGUGGACAGAAUACCAAGCACACGUAUGUUCGUAUGACAGCACCGCCAUCGAGGGGCAUUACCGACUGAACCCCGGGGGGCAGCUACAGUUCAUGAUCAAGAGAUUCUCAUACGCGCUGGAUUUUUCAAGAAUGUGUCAAGUCAACAACAAAAUCGGGACCAAGAGAGCAGUGAGGAGGACGUUUGUCGCCGGGAGCCAGCAGAGCAGCAUUUCUGGUGCGACGCCACGGUGGCAGUUCCAAGACAUUUGUGGAAUAUGGAAAGAUUACUCCAAAGUCGUGCAGGCAAAUCAUCGGUGCAGUGUUUCCAGUCGGGACAUCGAGCUCCUUUACACUCAGAACCAGUCAGGCAAAAUGUCAUUUACUACCAAGAACUUCAGCUAUGAGCUGGACUUCUCAGCCAUGACCCAGAGGAACCUGUCCACCAACACCAGCAGACCAGUGCGACGACUUGACCACUGACAGAUUAGGGGGAAUACGUUUAUUUUUACCCGCCUCAGGUCGACUCUCAAACUGGUAUGACUCCGCACAAGCUGCAUCUUCUCUUUGCAGUGUGGACGAUCUUGCAAAACAGCCAAUGAAUCAUGGGAUAUUUCAUAUAAAAAGGUAUAUGAGAAUACCUCCAUCUUUACAUCAGCAGGUUCCAUGAGUUUAAUGCGCGUCGUCCAUUAUUUUUUAACUUCAAACCUAAAUGUUUACCAAUGUUUAUCAUAACCCUGCCUUAUUAUGCCUGCGUAUCAUUGUUCAUGAAACUAAAACCUUGACCUAAUUGUACCAUAUAAUGCUGUCUAUUAAAUUGUGCAUGUUCAUAUAAUGUUCA